UGGUUGUCGUCUACGGGUCGAUACUCGCCCAGCAGUCGACGAUGACAAGUGCCGACGCGGAUUUUCUCGAGACUUUAGUUGGCUUUACGUGUGAUUCAUCUUUAGAUUUCUAACUAGAAAACCUAUUUUCUACGCGGAUAUUGUGGAACAAAAAUGACAAAAUAGAAUUAAACAAGUGCCCUAAAAAUUUAGCAAUCUAAACCAAUCCCAAAGUCUAAUCACAUUUUUUAAUAAUCAAAGGGAAUCCCUAUAGUGUUUUUCAACCGUCGUGUGCUCGUGUAGUGGUGACACGGUACCUUUUUUUUGUUCGACGUUUCUUUUCAUGAAAUGUGCCGGUCACUCCUUCGAUUUUAUGCCGGCGCCUUUUACCACUAGUCGAUACGAUUUCCCAAUUUCUCCCGGGUUGUUGCGUUUUCCCUCCGUCCAAAUCUUUAAAUCUCAUUUGUGGUCAUUACUAGAAAAUUCGAGUCGCUUGCCUGUUCGUCGUAUGUGAUUAUUUUCCUUGACGAUUUAUUCCUACUAGUACUUAAUGGACUGAAGAACAUCAGUGAACAGUCACAAUGGAUGUCUCAAAGCUACCAAUGUACAUCUGGGGUUCUAUACGGUUCUUCUUGAUCAUUGUCAACAACUUGUACUGCAUACCCACACACUGCUUGUGGUUGCUAACCCUCUCGCCUUUAAAAUGGUUUUUGCCUAAAGUUUACUUAACUUUGGAAGGCUUUGGUUUCCAAUGGCUACUUUCCAUGGUGUCUGCAUGGAGUUAUACAGCUGGUUAUAGUGUUAUUGAAAUGGGUGAUGACAUUCACAGAGUAGUCAAUGAUAAAGCUCUAGUGUUAAUCAAUCAUCAAUCAACCUCUGAUGUGCCAUUGAUAAUGGCGGCCUUCGACGGUCGUACCCGUAACAUUAUGUGGAUUAUGGACAGAAUGUUCAUGAAAACCAAUUUUGGAGUGGUUUCGUGGUUCCACAAGGAUUUCUUCAUUAGCUCGGGGAAAGCGCGCCGAGAUCAGUCCUUGACGGAACUGACGACACACCUGUCUGAAGUCUACAUGCCUUUGAAUCGAACUUGGAUCCUGUUGUUUCCCGAGGGCGGUUUCUUGCGGAAACGGCGUGAAAUCAGCCGUAAAUUCGCCCUACAAAACUCUCUACCCAUAUUGCAUCACACGACCAUACCUCGCGUCGGGGCCGUUCAGAACGUCGUCGCUACAAUCGGCCCUCAAAGGGCCAGGAAUGUGACCAACGGCAAUCUCUCGCCUGACUGGGCCGACAGCAGUCUGAAAUGGAUCAUCGACUUGACGAUCGCCUAUCCCAACGGUAACCCCUUGGAUAUUCUGACCAUCUUUAUGGCGUCCGCCCCUCCGUGCAGCACCAUAUUCCACUACCGGUGCUAUCCCAUUGCCGAGGUGCCCACGGACAACGAGUUGCUGAAGCAGUGGGUCUACGAUCGAUACAUCGAGAAGGAAACGCUGCUGGCCACGUAUUACGAGACUGGCAAAUUCCCGGAUCACCGCCGACCCGGUGAGUUUUGCCACCCGCGCCCAGUACUUCACGACGGAUUCCGUACCGUCAUUCUUCACGCCCUCUACAUCACGUCCACUCUGUUCCAUUGGAACCUGCUGACAUUGCUCUCCUCUUCGAUUUUCUGAAAUAUUGAGGUGAUAUGGUUUCACCCACGUGUUCGAGUCACAUAGCUUUUUUUUCUCUCUCAUUUUUGUUUUUUGUUGAAAUUUUUUUUUCCUUUCGUUCUCCUCAAUUCGUGUCGUCUCGUGUUGCACGCCAUUGUUCGUGCUGGCCGUUCUGUCAAGUUUCCCAUCCGCACGGAGUAGAAAUCCUCCUUCAUCCAACUCCUCCCGUCUCUCUCUCUUACCCACAUUUAUCCAUCCAUCCAUCCCUACCGUUUCCGACCUUAAAAAACAAAAAAACAAGCGAAAUUCCUGCCCGUCUCUUUCCUUAGCACCCGUGCAAAGUCAGGGACUUCAUUAUCAUCGUGUGCUGUCUGUGCGCCUGUGGAUUCGUUCUGUACGUAGUAGCAAAUGGUGUCUCACACUGUUUUGACAUGUUUAUGGCCGUUUUUUUAUGAUAUAAUCUUUGAGUUGAUUAUAUGAUACCUACACUCA
This is a messenger RNA of Daphnia pulex (common water flea), 2114 nucleotides long. Its product is annotated as acyl-CoA:lysophosphatidylglycerol acyltransferase 1-like. Gene Ontology annotation, molecular function: acyltransferase activity. Gene Ontology annotation, cellular component: endomembrane system. The coding region runs from base 561 to 1643 and encodes 360 amino acids. Lineage: Eukaryota; Metazoa; Arthropoda; Branchiopoda; Diplostraca; Daphniidae. The record is from RefSeq and is a predicted model, not a curated record. The transcript has 7 exons.